Molecule: messenger RNA, 1531 nt
Organism: Pelodiscus sinensis (Chinese soft-shelled turtle)
Lineage: Eukaryota; Metazoa; Chordata; Testudines; Trionychidae
Source: RefSeq, a predicted model, not a curated record
AUGGAAACCCAGAUGCUGCAGCCACUGACCCCCUGCCUAUCCUUCCAGACACUACAGCAUCACCCUGUCUCCAGGCACUGGGGACAUGGCAUUGCUGCUGGCAGCCAGAAGGGUGACCAUGUCUCACUGUCUUCAUUUCUUGCAGGCUGCUGGGCAGUGACGGGCCCCGGGUCAGUGCGCGGCCGCCCGGGCGGGUCGGUGACUGUGGAGUGCGGGUAUGAGGAGGGCGAUGAGAAGAAAUCGAAGUACUGGUGCCGGGAAGAAACAGGGAUUAGAAUAGGGUACUGUUCCAGCGCUCACGUAGUUGAGACCAGAGGGUCGGAGACCGAGGUGACGCGGAGCAGAUUCUCCAUCCGAGACAAUCGCACCCGACGCGUGUUCACUGUGACCGUGGAGAACCUGACGCUGGCCGACGCCGGCAAGUACCAGUGCGGGGUAGAGACGACUUCGCUGCUUUCUGAUUGCAGGCACACUGUGUCGGUCUCCGUCUCCCCAGGCUGCUGGGCCGUGACAGGCCCUGGGGCAGUGCAUGGCCCGCCGGGCGGCUCAGUGUCUGUGCAGUGCCAGUACGGGGCCGACUACGAGCUCUCUCCAAAAUUCUGGUGCAGACGCAAAGUUGUGCUGUGUUUCAAUCACCUCAUCUUUGAGACCACGGGGUCGGAGGCAGAAGAGAAGUGGGGCAGAGUUGCCAUCCGCGACAAUCACACCCAGCGCGUGUUCACAGUAACCCUGGAGAACCUGACGCUGGCGGACGCAGGGACUUACCUCUGCGGGGUAGCCAGGAUUGGUUUACCUAAUCCCAGGGACUCGGUGGAAGUCAUCGUCUCUCCAGGUCUUCCUCUUUCAACCCCAAGGGAAAAGGCCCCUCCAGCAACACACCAGCCAGUGGGGCCUGCCAGCACAGGGAUUCCUACCGCAAGCCACGCAGCCAGCCCAUUGGCAUCCACUACGAACAGCUCUUUGGAUGGCAGGGACAUCCCAGCCCCACUCCAACCCAACAUCCUCUAUUCUCUGUUCCUGAUCAUUCCCAGCUUCCUGUGCAUCAUCUGUACUGCCAUCUGGGUGAGCGUGCGGUGCGGGAGGAACUCCAGGGAGAUGGUGCCAAACAGACAUGCUCAGGAAAUGCUCCUCUUAUAGCUUAGAAAGGGGUCCAAAUUGGAGGAUGAAUGCAUUGGUCUGGCUUCAGGCCUAGUUUUGGAACAUCCCUGCUGAUUUUCUUGGACUUCUCGGUGACUUUCGAUACCAUCGGCCAUGGUAUCCUUCUGGAGCGCCUGGCAGAGCUGGGUAUCAGAGGAGCUGUUUUGCGGUGGUUCCGGGUCUACCUAUCGGAUGCUUUCAGAUGAUGGAGCUAGGGGGCUGCUGCUUGACCCUGUGGUGAUUGUGCUAUGGGGUCCCAUAAGGUCACAUCUCAUCCCCUCUGUUGUUUAACAUCUACAUGAAACUACUGGGCAAGGUCAUAAGGAGAUUUGGAGAACUGUGCCAUCAAUAAGCAGAUGACACACAACUCUAUUUCUGUGACAUCAUAUCCAUG